UGGAGCCAUAUGAGUGUUUUGAGAAUCAACUGGUUCCUCUUGGACAUCUUUGCUAAAUAAUAAAUACGAAACCCGCCUACCCAAUCGAUAUCUUCAUUAUGGCAACGAUCUUCAAACUCAUAUUUUACGUUCCAGAGACCCAUAUUGAGGUCUGUAAAGCGGCCAUUUUUGCUGCUGGAGCUGGUCGUUAUCCAAACAGCUCCUAUACAGAGUGCUGCUGGACGGCCUUAGGCACCGGCCAGUUUCGCCCAGUGGCCGGGGCGAAUCCGCAUAUCGGACAACUAGAUAAGCUUGAAUCUGUCGCUGAAGUACGAGUUGAAGCGCCAUGUGUGGGCCAAGAUGUGACAAAGAAGGCCGUGGAAGCACUGAAGAAGGCUCACCCGUAUGAGGAACCGGCAUAUGAAGUGUAUAGGCUUGAAGAUUUUUAAGCAGCAGAUAUUAAAGUCGAUAAUACAUGAAUUCUCAUCG
Trichoderma virens Gv29-8 is the source of this 468-nucleotide messenger RNA. RefSeq lists its product as uncharacterized. NCBI's taxonomy places the organism in Eukaryota, Fungi, Ascomycota, Sordariomycetes, Hypocreales, Hypocreaceae. The coding region runs from base 99 to 428 and encodes 109 amino acids. The record is from RefSeq and is a predicted model, not a curated record. The transcript has 2 exons.